UCAAAGCAGAUCAUUAGUCUGCUAAUGGAGCAUGGUGCUAAUGUAGAACUACAGGAUACUUGGUACAAAGGAAGACCCCUCGCAUGGGCUGCAUUUGGAGGUCAUUUGGAUGCAGCAAGGUUGUUGAUCGAAAAAUAUGGAGCCGAUAAACAUGCACAAAAUGAACACGGUCAAGAGGCACUGGAACUUGUUUAUGAAACCAAUGCGGAAUGGGAGCCCCGAAAAUGGAUUGAAGUCAGGGAAGCACUUGAAGAAAAAGUAUUCAGAAGACACCAAAUAUCAAUCAAAGGACAGCAAAUCAAAGGAUGGAAAAGAAGGCAAGAAUACAGUAACUAUCCCAGCUAGCCCACAAAUCGGUGCUUUCACUGAACUUUACAAAAUCAUUUUGAAUCACAAAGACAAAACUGGACGAGGACUAGCGGACAUAUUUUUGGCACUACCUUCAAAGGAAGAGUAUCCGGAAUACUAUGAGAUCAUAAAAUCACCUAUGUCUCUCCAACUUGUAUUGUCAAGGAUAAAAUCAGGGCACUACAAGACUGUAGAGGAUUUUGAUAGAGAAUUCCAGCUUAUUUUUGAGAAUGCGCUCAUCUUCAAUGAGGAUGGAUCACGCAUCAAUAAGGAUGCCAGGACACUGCUGAAAUUAUUCAAUUCUCGCAAAAAAGAGAUUUAUGCUAAUUACAAGCUUACUCCAAAGGCUGCGGCGGUCGACAAGUCUGAUAGACAGAUAGUACCAUCACUUACUAAAAAUGGCGUGACAUACCAAGUCGGCGAGUUCGUACGGCUCAGUGACCCCGCAAAAACAAUUCUUCUCAUUGAACGGCUGGAGAUUGAUUCGAAGAAAACCCGAUUUAUAGCUGGAUCCAAAUUUCUUCGACCAGAUCAAAUCUUCCAGGCUCCAGGGCAAUUGUUUUAUGAACAGGAGGUGCUCAAAUGUUCAGGGGAAUGGCAGUUUGACUUUGGACUUGUGGAUCAUAAAGUUUACGUUCAAGCCCAUAAGGAUUAUGUCCGUGGACAGGUCCUCGACUUUGCUCCAAAGGAUGUAUUCGUUUGCGAAAACCGUUAUUCUGAGACUGGAAAGGCUGCAUUUUUGAUCAAGGAUUGGAAGCGAGUUUAUACCAUUGAUCCUCUGCCGACACCCGUCAGCCCUUACCCUUCACCACUCCGUCUGCCCAAGGUUCAGUUCAAAACGUCGGUCACAGCUGACUCAGCCUUGGAGUCUGUUGGGCAAUUCAAUGGAAGGCGUUCCUCUUCAGUGGCACAUCACGACGCCAAUAAGCGUGGUAAACGGUCGAGACCCUCUUCAAAGCCCAAGGCUACAAAGCGCAGGCAGAGUCAGAGUAAUGACAAUAGCGACGACAAUGACGAUGAUGAUGGGAACGAAGAUGAAGACGUUGAUGUUGAUGGGAUUACUUCCCCAGAUCCUCAUCGACGCCGAUCUAGUCAGUCGCAACGCCAACAAUUUCAGCAUGCACAACAGCAACAGUCGCACUCGCUACCACAGGCACAAUCACAAUCGCAGCCACAUCCACAAACUCAACAUCCACUGAUGCAUCAACAGCAGCAGCUUCAUCAACAUCCACAACCACAACAUUUGCAGCAACAAGCAAUGCAUCCACAUUUCCAGCCGCAACACCCCCAGCAGCAACAGCAAUAUCAGCAGCAAUAUCAACAACAGCAGCAGCAACAACAGCAACAGCAACAACAACAGCGGCCACGUCGUGUCUCUUCUCAAAUGAAUAGUCCCAAUGCCAUGCAACAACAGCAGCAACAACAGCAACAACAGCUACUUUUGCAACAACAACAACAACAGCAGCAGCAGCACUUGUAUCAGCAGCAACAAGCACUUCAAUAUCAACAUAUGAGUCCCCACCUUCAGCAUCCACACCAAACACCAAUACCUCAAAGCCCGAGCAAUUCUCAGGCAAUGGCUUCACCUGGAUCGCCAGGCCGGAUGCAAAUGCCCGUACACACGCAGGUUCAAGCCCCGACAACACCACUGAUCGAUCCUAGGAUCAGUACGCCAAUGCAAGUUGCCCCAUCAUCCGGUAGUAUUCCUCCCGCAGAGCUAUCGCUUGUCUAUGACCCCUCUGUCGGGCCGCGGAAAGGAUAUGCAAUGCUUCAGUCCAUCACCGUGGAUGCAGAGGACAAGUCAUUUAUGAUGAAUUUGAGCACGGAAGCGUUUGCACAUACUAUUUCAGUGAACUCUACUGUUACAACUAUCACAGUGGUUCCAUUACUGGCAUCGCAAUUGGCACCGAUCCAGCAGCAUGUUGGUAUGUCUGUCUUCCAAAAUGGAAGAAAACUUACACCAACAGGGUUAGUGGCGCUUCCGACCGCACCAACAAUUGGACACCAUGUGUACACGAUCCCGCUGGUAUUCGGGCAGAACACGAUUGAUGUUUGGAUCAGUGCGCAGGUCGGAGGACUAUUUCAGGGAGGAUUGCCUGGAGGCAAGACCGAGACUCAGCAAUUCUACUUGUUUGUCCAGCGCAAUAAUGUGUGAUCCGUGAGUGAUCAGGGGCUGAAAUUACAAAAAAAAAAAACCGUGCACAAAAAUAAAAAAUUACAGAAGCAU
Lobosporangium transversale is the source of this 2575-nucleotide messenger RNA. RefSeq lists its product as hypothetical. The record is from RefSeq and is a predicted model, not a curated record. Gene Ontology annotation, cellular component: RSC-type complex. Gene Ontology annotation, molecular function: chromatin binding; protein binding. Gene Ontology annotation, biological process: chromatin remodeling. The coding region runs from base 137 to 2503 and encodes 788 amino acids. NCBI's taxonomy places the organism in Eukaryota, Fungi, Mortierellomycota, Mortierellomycetes, Mortierellales, Mortierellaceae. The transcript is spliced from 8 exons.